Messenger RNA from Pseudovirgaria hyperparasitica, 1578 nucleotides. Its product is annotated as ankyrin. The record is from RefSeq and is a predicted model, not a curated record. Gene Ontology annotation, molecular function: protein binding. The coding region runs from base 1 to 1578 and encodes 525 amino acids. Lineage: Eukaryota; Fungi; Ascomycota; Dothideomycetes; Acrospermales; Acrospermaceae. The transcript is spliced from 6 exons.
AUGGCGGACAUAUGGCAAGAUGCAAGAUCUGCAAGCUUCACGAAGGAGAAGCUGCUUAAUCAUAUUCAAGAGCGCGGCGAAGACAUUGUCAACGAGCCGGACCAGAAGUUACAGUAUACGCCAUUGGUAUACGCCAUCAAUAGCAUGCGCUUCAGAAAUGUCGAGCUGCUAUUGAGCAACAAAGCCGAUCCUGAGAAACCUGUUGGAGAUGGGUCUGGCGAGACUCCUAUGUACUUCGCUGCAUCUUUGACCAAAAACGGGGCAAGAAUCGUUCAGCAACUCCUAUCGAAGCGCGCCAGAAACUUCGAUGAGCCAACCUCCACGAAGAAAGAAACUCCGCUUAUGAGGGCGGUUGCUGUUGGACGAGAUCCCGAGGUUGUCAAGUUACUCGUACGCAAUGGUGCUUCGCUACAGAAGAAGAACUCUGAUGGCAAGACUGCUGCAGACUUGGCUGCAGAAAUUCAAGAUCCAGACACCAGAAAGAAGAUUCAGGACGCUCUCAAGACUGUUCCGGACAGGGAUCGCGGAGGUGUCUUGACGUAUUUCUCCAAUUGGGCGGUAUAUGUCCUCAAAUUCUUCAACAGAUGGACGCCACUCGGUAGCAUUCUAGCUGCUGCUUCGAACGUGUUCUACAAAGUGGCGGGAUCAAAGAUCCCCGAAUUACCGGAUGGAGAGACAGUCGAUGAGCCUAAGACUGUAGAAGACUUCAAGAAUAAUCUCCAAGAUGCCAUCAACGAGAAUGGCCUCGGGAGAUUCUACGAUAAACCUGGUGACACCUACUUGGACGACGUAGCGAAACAAGUUUUCGACCUUAAGAAUGAUCCUAGCAACCCCUUGCAAGAACCCCCAGAGUUACAAGGCCUCGCGAAUCUAGCCCUGUACCAGCCUGUCAUAUAUUGUGAUGACAGUGCCUCUAUGCGCGAUGACUUCCCCAGUAACGGCGAAAAUCGGUGGCCGCGUCAGCGUGGUCUUGUUAAGCGCAUCACAGAAAUCACAAACCGGGCCGUGCCAAACAAAAGAGGAAUAUUUCUUCGUUUCCAGAACAAUCCAAUGGCAGGUGCGGGAAUGAUGGGUGAUGAGGUAGACACAAUUCUGACAGCCGAACCAUCCGAAAAUAACUGGACGCCCAUUGGCUCUGGGCUCAAGAAGAAUGUGCUACAACCCUUGGUCUACGACGUUGUGAGUAGCGGUAAAGAAUUAGAACGACCAUUACUUAUCUUGAUGACUACCGAUGGAUGUCCUUGGUGUCAAGAAGACGCGAAAGAUGGUAUCGAGGACAAGAUAUCAAUCGAGUAUGGGUUUUUCCGGGACAAUAUUGUCGAAUGCAUGGAUUUCCUCAAGGAGCACAACUACCGCCGGGAUACUGUAAUUUUCUGUCUUAACCAAAUUGGAAGUCAUCCUGAUGCAACAUGGUUCAUGGGAGCACUAGAGAAAGAGUCUAAACUAAGCCAGGUGCUCUAUCUCACAGCUGAGCGUCUCGACGACAAGUUCGAUGAUCUACAAGAGAAUGCUCGAAAUCUGGAGACAUGGCUUUUGGAAAUACUUCUCAAGCCACUUACAUCCAUUUACGCACCGUAG